UUGAAGUGAUCCAGUUCGUCAGACAGCACAGACCACGUUCGCAAUGCAAUCGCUGGUGGUGUUCCUCGCCGUGGCCGCCGUGGCGCGCGCCUCCCUCCUGCCGCUGGCGCAGCCCGCGCACCAUCCCGCCAUCGUCCUGGACCCUCACGGCCGCCCCCUGGACACCGCCGAGGUCAUCGGCGCCCGCGCCCUCCACUACCAGGCUAAAGCCCUGGAACCCCACGGCCACAUCGCUCACGCUGCCAUCGCUGCCCCUAUCGCCCACGCCGCCAUCGCCCAUGUCGCUCCCGCAGUAAUCGCCGCCCCCGCCGCCGUGUCCCACCAGUCCCGCGUUGACAUCAGCCAUAGCCCGGCCAUCGUGUCCCACGCCGUUCACGCUCCGGUCUACGCCGCCGCUCCCUCCGUCUCCGCGUGGGGCGCUCACGGCCUCAGCGGCCUCCACGCUUCGCCCCUCCUAGCUCACAGCCUCCACAAGCGCUCCCUGGGCCUGUGGGGAUCCCACGCCGCCGUCGCCGCCCCCGUCGCCCACGCCGCCGUGAUCGCCGCCCCCGCCCACGCCGUGUCCCACCAGUCCCGCGUCGACGUGCACCACAGCCCGGCCAUCGUGUCGCACGCCGUGGCCGCGCCCGUGAUCUCGCACGUGGCCGCGCCCGUGGUCGCGCACGCGCUCCCCGCCGCCGUGUCCCACCAGUCCCGCGUCGACGUCCGCACCAGCCCCGCCGUGGUCGCCCACAGCGUGGUCGCCGCGCCCAUCGCUCACGGCGUGCAUGUAAUCGCCGCCCCCGCCGCCGUGUCCCACCAGUCCCGCGUUGACAUCAGCCAUAGCCCGGCCAUCGUGUCCCACGCCGUUCACGCUCCGGUCUACGCCGCCGCUCCCUCCGUCUCCGCGUGGGGCGCUCACGGCCUCAGCGGCCUCCACGCUUCGCCCCUCCUAGCUCACAGCCUCCACAAGCGCUCCCUGGGCCUGUGGGGAUCCCACGCCGCCGUCGCCGCCCCCGUCGCCCACGCCGCCGUGAUCGCCGCCCCCGCCCACGCCGUGUCCCACCAGUCCCGCGUCGACGUGCACCACAGCCCGGCCAUCGUGUCGCACGCCGUGGCCGCGCCCGUGAUCUCGCACGUGGCCGCGCCCGUGGUCGCGCACGCGCUCCCCGCCGCCGUGUCCCACCAGUCCCGCGUCGACGUCCGCACCAGCCCCGCCGUGGUCGCCCACAGCGUGGUCGCCGCGCCCAUCGCUCACGGCGUGCAUGGUGUUCAUGGUCUCCACGGAUGGUAAACGGCAAGAACUGACGAACUACCAAAAAUAUAAAUUUAUAUUAAAGUAUUUAAAAGGAAA
Messenger RNA from Aricia agestis (brown argus), 1333 nucleotides. Its product is annotated as histidine-rich protein PFHRP-II-like. NCBI's taxonomy places the organism in Eukaryota, Metazoa, Arthropoda, Insecta, Lepidoptera, Lycaenidae. Bases 44 to 1273 code for a protein of 409 amino acids. The transcript is spliced from 2 exons. The record is from RefSeq and is a predicted model, not a curated record.